Molecule: messenger RNA, 768 nt
Organism: Filobasidium floriforme
Lineage: Eukaryota; Fungi; Basidiomycota; Tremellomycetes; Filobasidiales; Filobasidiaceae
Exons: 2
Coding region: 118-579 (153 amino acids)
Source: RefSeq, a predicted model, not a curated record
CUUGUACGUAUACGUAUACAUGCAUCAUAUACCACAUACAUCGUCAAUUCAUCAAUCACGGUGUACACAUCAUCGGUCUCAUCUCCUCUGCAUCCGAUACAAGCCCAAACAAUAGCCAUGGACGACGAUACCCUGUACGAAGACGCACCCGAAUCAUCCCGCGGAGGAUCUUCCCGCCGAGGAAGAGGUAGCAGGGGCGGACGAGGAGGAAGGGGUAGAGGAACCUCAACCGGUACUCAGUUCAAAGGAGGAAGGACUACUGAUGCUGCAGCACUCCUCCAAGCCAUGGAGAAUCCUCAGACUAGCCGUAAGAGAAGCCGAAAGGAUCAAGAGGACGACGGCGGCGAGGACGACGACGAGGAUGGUGGCCAGCCGGCAAAGAAAGUUCGAGAGGGAGACGAAAGCGACGAGGAGGAUCCUGACGCGGGACUUACUGCCAAGGAGAAGAAAGAAAAGGCUGCCGAGAAGAAGAAACAGCAGAAGUUGGCGAAAAAGGCACUUGAGGUACCGUUCAUCCUCCCCGCCGACUCCCCGACCUCGCUUCAUUCGCCAUUUUACCGCCGACAAUUUCGAGGCUAACUUGAAUACAAUAGAAGGACAAGGACCCCGUAUCCCUUGACAUCCGCAUGUCGGAUGCCGCUCGGAUCUUGUGGGGGUGUGCGGACGACGAGCUCAAAGCGCCCUGGACCGCGAAGACGAAGGAUAACUUGAUGUUUGGUCUGAGGUAUGCGAAAGAGGAGAGGGGGUUGGUGCUGUGGGAGAAGCAAC